CGUACCACCCCCACGGAAUCCCCUAGUAAAAGGCGAGGGGAUUGUUGGUUUGUGGGUGAUACUGCCGCUAUUAUGACUGUGGAAGAGAUCCGGCCUGACGCUAGCGAUUCUGAUUGCGUUACACUCGCGCGCAGGCCGUACCACUGCGGAGCCAACUUGCAAUCUGCGCUCGCUUCUUUCCAAACCACGACCACGAUGACUUUAUCAGACCAGGAUCGGGAAGCAAUAAUCAAGGCAGCAUUCGAAGCGAAGGAGUUUUCUUAUAGUCCAUACUCGAAGUUUCGCGUCGGUGCUGCUUUCCUUACUGCUGAUGGAUCUAUAGUCAAGGGAGCUAAUAUUGAGAAUGCUUCAUACGGUGGAACCAUAUGUGCAGAGCGGACUGCUAUCGUGAAAGCUGUGAGCGAAGGCAUAAAGUCGUUUGCGGCUCUUGCUGUCGUUACCGAUGUCCCAUCUACGAUAUCACCCUGUGGAAUGUGCCGUCAAGUGAUACGCGAAUUUUGCGGUCUAGAUAUGCCUAUAUUACUAGUCCCGAGCAACUAUCCAAACAACGAGAAGGAAGGAAAGGAGGGGUAUUCCAAGGGCGGGGUUCGGCUCACUUCUGUUGAUGAGUUACUUCCAGAUAGCUUUGGUCCGGAACAGCUCGAGCUUCCGAGAAUUCCCUAACGAUAUCCGAGUUGGUAGUAAGUAAACUGCUGCGAUUCAAGGCUAAAUUGAUAAAGAUGUAUCGAAUAUUGU
Messenger RNA from Marasmius oreades (fairy-ring Marasmius), 735 nucleotides. RefSeq lists its product as uncharacterized. Gene Ontology annotation, molecular function: zinc ion binding; cytidine deaminase activity. Bases 73 to 663 code for a protein of 196 amino acids. The transcript has 5 exons. Gene Ontology annotation, cellular component: cytosol. The record is from RefSeq and is a predicted model, not a curated record. Lineage: Eukaryota; Fungi; Basidiomycota; Agaricomycetes; Agaricales; Marasmiaceae.